UUUUCUUUUGAGGGGGGGUGGUGGUGGUGGUCCAUGUUGGGCUGUACACCUCCCACUGCUAAAUCCAACCUUUGCCAGACCUCAGGGUGAGAUACUUAGGGAAGAGAGAGCAAGCAAGAUCUCUCCUCCUCCCCCCCUCUCUCUCUCUCUCUCUCUGUCUCUGGCUGUUAAGCAUGGGUUUCUAAUCCUUAGCUUGGUCUCUCUUGCUCUCGCUCUCGCUCUCGCCCUGCCUCCUUCCCCUGCCUUAUUCUCUAAGUGAGAUGCUUCUCGCUGUGCCUUGAGACAUCCUCCCCAUGCGAAAGGAAAGAGGUUGUAUGAAUGUAAUUUGCUGCUGCUGCUGCUGUUGAGAUGCUUGGAUAGAAAUGAUAGGGUGGUCCAAGCUCGAAGGCUGGGUAGCGAGAGAGAGGUCCCCAUCUCGACCCAAUCAUUGCCUGAUCCUGACAUAACGUGGCGUGGGGCUCCUGUGUGUGGGGGACGAACGAGCUGUUGGCAAGUCUUCGGGCGACGCGGAGAGCGAAGAGGAAAAGAAAAAAAGGGGAAGCGAAGAGAAAUGGUGAGACAAUGAUCAAGGGGGAGAUGGGUUUGGACUGAUAGCUGUCGAAGUCAGCUUCUGUUGCAGGCACGAUACUGCCUGGUCCUCCUGAUUCUCCUGCCCGUUGCCGCAUCGGAGACGGAACAGGAGAGGCGAUGCAAGGACAUUCAAAUGAGCUGCGAGGAAGUGACGAAUGAUAUGGAGACGCAGAUUAACAAACUGGCUGGGAAUCUGCUCCCGAGUAUGUUGGAAUACGAAAAGUUGGUGGAUAUGGACAGGUCUGCGCUGAAUGGUGUCUGCUUUGUGUCCUUCACAUUGACUCAGCUGCUAAAGAGUAUGUCCUUGCUGAAUAGCAGCUUUGCUCCGAACUCCGAAAACUCCAAUCUCACCAGUAUCUUGAUGAACCGACUCAACAGAAUUUUGGAUUGUCAGAAGGAAGAGACCUGUUUGACAGAUCCAGAGACGACGAUUGUCAGACAGUGCGUGGGCUAUUUCUUUGAGUAUUUUCAAAGCAUCCUCAAUCGCUACAGAAGAAUAUUCCAGAAUUUGUGCGUAGAAGGCGCCAGAGGAGAGAACCCAGACCAGCCAUCAGCCACAGCACGAUUCAUGAAUCUUAAAGGCGACUGCAUCACCGUCCUUCACACCUCAGGCCCUCCUGAGGCAGGACAAAGCGAGGUGCUGAGCGCCACGGCUGGCUCCCCGAGGGCUGGAGGAGGAAGCGGUAACCGUGGCGACAACGGCGGAGGGGACGACUGCAGACCAACAGAGACCACGUUGAUCACGAGUGGGGUGGAGCCCAGGAAGAUCCCCUCCAUCUCAGUCACACAGACUCACACGGGAGCUGAAGUAGCCGAUUCCCACCGCAGUAAACCCGCCACGUUUUGGCCCUGCUUGGUUGGCGGAUUAGCUGUUGCUUUGUUGAUUUUCAUCGUCUUAUUCUUUUAUAAUUACCAGCAAAAAAGGAGACUGGAGCGACAGUACAUUGCCAAUCUCAGUGAAGGGGAUACCAGUACGAUACCAGUUCUAGAAGAUACGCUCUGAGCUCUCGGCAUAAGUGGAGCGGCGGUGGAAAGGUCUAAACAUUCAGCUUCUGUGAAGUUGCAUCCCUUCUCGUUUCCUGCCCAACGUUUAUUGUUGUGGCUGGAAAUCCCCCAAAACUUCCCCAAAUGCUCUCCCGUUGUCAGACAUGUGGCCAACUCGGCUCCACGGCUCCAUCGUCGCUGCUCAGUUCUCAGUGGAAUGAAUUCAGAAGAGACUUGGCACUCGUGCACGCUGGCACUUACAGGCUCCAAAACCCCUCGGAAAAUCCAGCAGCGGAAUUUACAGGCCAAAGGGAGCUGGAGGUGGAGAGUGGGCGUGCGGAGG
Messenger RNA from Callorhinchus milii (elephant shark), 1897 nucleotides. RefSeq lists its product as uncharacterized. Bases 704 to 1573 code for a protein of 289 amino acids. The transcript is spliced from 9 exons. NCBI's taxonomy places the organism in Eukaryota, Metazoa, Chordata, Chondrichthyes, Chimaeriformes, Callorhinchidae. The record is from RefSeq and is a predicted model, not a curated record.